AUGAUCAAAUAAUUAAAUUAAGAGUCUAUUUUACACAUAUCAACAUCUUCAACUUUGUAAAGUUUAGCAAGUUUUGUAAAAGAAUUAAUUGAGAAUUCGAUAGAUGCUCAUGCUACUUAAAUAGUAGUGAAUUUUUUGAAUAAUGGUAAAGGAGGUUUUGAAGUAAUUGACAAUGGUAAUGGAAUUUCAACUUUGAAUUAGAAAUAACUAGCUACUCGAGGUGGCACUAGUAAGAUUGAAAAUUUUGAAGAUUUGGAAGUAAUAUAUAUUUGAAUAAUUUAGUUCGUACAUACUCAUGGAUUUAGAGGUGAAGCUUUAAAUUCAAUAGCAACACUAUCAAAUGUGACAAUAAUUUCUAAACAUAAAGAUGAAGAAUUAGGAUGGAAAUGGGAAAUACCAAAAGAGCCAACUAAAAUUGCAAGAUAAACUGGAACAUCAAUUAGAGUUGAAAAUAUAUUUUAUACACUUCCUGUUCGAGCAUAAGAAUUUAAAAAGAAUUAUAAAGUCGAAUACAAUAAAGCUAUUAAUAUAUUGACUGAAUAUACUAUCAUCAAUACAAAUAUAGAAUUUAAAAUUUAUAAUGAAGAAGAAGUAUAAUUUGAAUAAAUAAUUUAAAGAAAAAUAAGAAGAAGCUCAUUUUAGAUAGUGGAUAGGCAAAUGAAAAUAUAAAAUAAAGAAUUAUAAAUGUUUUAGGAGAUUCUAUAGCCAAUGAUUUAAUACCUUUUGAGAAGAUUUAAUAAGAUUAUACAUUAAAUGGCUUCUUAAGUAAAAGUAUUGAAAGCGGAAGUUAUAAAGGUCAAACCAGAAAAACCUUUUGGUAUUGUUAUAUUAAUAAAAAACCCAUUAACCCUCCUAAAUAAAUUUUAUAAGUUAUGAGAGAUAUCUACAGGUAACAUAAUCCAAAUGGAAAUUUUUUUUUUAUAUUAGAAAUUAAUUUAAAGCAGAUAAAUGAUGCGGAUUUUAAUGUCAGUGUUGAUAAAAGAGAUGUAUAUUUGAAAAAUGAAAAAUUAAUUAUUGAAAACAUUGAAUAAAUUGUCAAUGAAACUUUAGAAAAAAAUAAAGAAAAACUUAAGUAUAUAGGAAGAGAUGGAAAUUUAGACUAAUUUAUUGUUGCAACAGCAAAAUAAUAAACAGAAAAACCAUUAUCAUAAUAAAAUAUAGUAUAAAAUGAAAAAAGAAAAGAUUCUACACCUUUACAAACUAAAGAAGUAUAAAAAAGAAAUAGCACUUUUUUGUCUCAACUAAAGAAUUUAAACUCUUCUAAGAAUUUUGCAACAUAAUUAAAUGUAUAAAAUUAAUCUUAGAAUUCAUAACAAUUUUAAGAUAUAUAAUAUAAAUAGGGAUAAUAAUAACAAUAAUAAACAUAAUAAGAAUAUUAAAGGUAAACAACUACCUAAUAGGAUGAUUAAAAAUUAUAAUCAAUAAUAAAUGAAGAAGUUUAAUAAAAUCAAGAUAAAGACUUAUUUGAAGCUGAUGAAUUUGAAUAACUAUCAAAAUAAAACCAUUUUAUUAAGGAAGAUUUUAAUAACUUAAAAAUUAUUGGUUAAUUUAAUAAAGGAUUUAUUAUUUGUGAACAGUAACAAAAAAUAUAUGUUCUUGAUCAACAUGCUUGUGAUGAAAAAUAUAAUUAUGAAAGAUUAAUAAAUUAAUUAAAAUUUAAUAGAGCACAAUUAAUUGUACCAAUAAUAUUAAAAUUAUCAGGAUUUCAAUUAGAAUUCUUAUUAGAUAAUUAAUAAUAGAUAAAUGAUAAAUUUAAAUAUUAGGUCGAAAUAACAGAAAAUUGUGUUAAAUUGAAAACCUGUCCAAGUUAUAGUAAUAUUUAAUUAGGGGGUGAUGCUUUCCUUUAAAUUUUAGAUUAGUUGAGUUAAGGUAAAAAAAUUGAUCAAAUUGAAAUACCAUAAAUAAAACAAAAAUUAGCUUCUUAAGCUUGCAGAACAUCAAUAAUGGUAGGUUAAGAUUUAUAACCAAAAGAGAUGGAAAAUGUAGUAAAGAAUUUAACAACAUUAAUUUCACCAUGGAAUUGUCCACAUGGAAGGCCGACAUUAAUUUAAGUUUAACAACCAAAAUAAACUAAAUUUUCUAAGGGAUAUAGCUAUGAAAUGUUGUUUUGA
Molecule: messenger RNA, 2111 nt
Organism: Paramecium sonneborni
Lineage: Eukaryota; Ciliophora; Oligohymenophorea; Peniculida; Parameciidae
Source: the annotation of a GenBank genome assembly